CAGUAUAUUUUUUGUAUAAGCGUGAGUGAGCGUACAGCUUUCUUCAGGUUUCUGAUAACCGAUGCACUUAGUUGCUAAAGUAACCUGUUCAUAGCAAUUUCGAAUCAGACAGUUUAAAAUAUACAACGCUUAAUCUGAAUCGAAAAAUUACGAAACGCACAAUUAUGAAACUAAAUCCGAUAAUAUUCGCUUUGACUUAUUUAAUUUGCAAUUUAGAUUUUUCUUUCAUGCUUGAUCCUGAAAUAUUGGAGUCGCCAAAUAAUAUAACGACAAUGAACGACUUUCAGGUUCAUGAAAGUGUUCAGAAGUGGCUAACUGCUGAAAAAGGUGUAAAACAGAUGGUUAAUUCACUUAUUAAAACCGCGAUGCCUUUCAUAAUAAAAUCAUGGCAAGAGUUUAAUGUUUCACACCGCUGCUCACGUGAUAUGAUGAAGUUUCUGCUGGGUCUAAAACAGAUAAAAUACUGGGCAUUUAGAAUGCUUGAUUCCUCUGGUAAAAUACCGAAUGGUAUAUUUAGUGGAAGCAUUAAUUCAUUGGGUGAUUUCGAUGUUUGUGUGGAAACUGUAGUUAAAGGAAAAGAUAGCUUCAAGGGUCAGUACUGCUUAGUAGAAGUGUCUCCACCUGUUCCACCCAGAAGACCAUUUUUCUCCUACGACAACGAAAUUCCAGAAUUCAUCAACACUACUCAUCCGGAUUCGGUUACGUCAGUUUUUAUGCGUAGAGCAAUGUAUUACUAUCAUUUGAAUUUUCGUUCAUCAAUCUGCGUACCUUCUACUUGUACGAAAGAAGAUGUUUGGAAAAUGUCGACUGAAGUUUUAAAACUUGCUGGGAUUGAUUUUCAAGUAAUAAUACCUAACUGUGAAAUCAAAGAGGAUGAAGUAUCUUUCAGCAGAAGUGAAAAAGUAAUUAUAAUCGUUUUGAGCGCCAUCGUACUUUCAGCUUUAUCAGCAACUAUUGUGGAUAUUUAUUUAAAGUUCAUAACGACUGAUGAGGAUUAUCAACAAAAUAUUAGUAUAUCUUUGAAAUGUUUGUUGUGUUUUUCUGUCUAUUCAAAUGGUCGACGGUUGCUGAAGAAGGAUAACAACCCCGAAUCCAUUAAAAUAUUCCAUGGAAUGAAAGUCAUCACACUCUUGUGGGUGAUACUAAAUCACACCUAUCUUUAUUUAAAUUAUCAAACACUUAGUGCUCUUUUAAAUGCAAGAGAAAAAGGGAAAGAAAUAGCUUUUCAAUUUGUGGUGAAUGGUUUUCUCAAUGUAGAAACAUUUUUCUUCAUCAGCUCAGUUCUUGUUGCUUACGGAGUAACAAAAAUGAAAGGAAAACGAAUCAACAUUUUCCUGUACGUUUUUCGACGAUUGUGGAGGUUGACCCCUCCAUUUAUGUUUGUCAUUGCCUGCGUUUAUCUUUUACCUCAUUUGGGCUCAGGUCCAGCAUGGAAAGAAACAAUUACAGACGGAUUAACUAAGAACUGUAAGAACUACUGGUGGACGAAUCUCUUAUAUUUCAACAACUACGUUCCGUAUUUUGAUACGUGUUUAAACUGGACAUGGUACAUACCAGUAGAUACUCACCUAUAUUUUCUCAGUCUUCUUGUUUUAAUUCCAUUGAAAAGAAAUGUCAGAUUAGCAUUCAUCAUAAAUGGCGUACUGCUUGUUAUUGGAAUUGUCUUAACGGCUGUUUUCCACGUUUACUACAAACUCCAUCCAACAGCAAUUGUAGUUUACAUUCAUCCUGAAGAUAUAGCUUACUUUGUUGAAAACGGAUACUUCAAAUCAUAUUUACAUAUUUCAUCCUAUAAUGUGGGCUUAACUGUUGGGUACUUUUUAGCGACUCAUCAGAAAAUACGAAUACCAAAGGUCGUGAAUAUUAUAGGCUGGCUUACAGCCAUCACUCUCAGUCUGGCCGUCUUGUAUGGAGUUUAUGACUGGAACCAAGGAAAUGUUCCAGGAGUGUUUGUCUCAACUUUAUACGCAUGCACCAGUAAACUAGUCUGGUCUUUGGCACUGGCCUGGGUUACAAUCUCAUGCAUGACCGGAAAUGCAGGCUUUGCUAGCGCAGUCCUAAGUUGGGAUGCUUUUGUACCAUUCGGACGACUCACAUACAUGACAUACCUAAUACACCCUAUCAUACAGUUUGUGUACAUCGGAAGUACAAGAACACUGAUUAGGUCAGAACACAGGACUUUACUUUUUAUGUACUGUAGCAACGUCGUUCUGGGUUUUAUGAUGGCUUGCAUAUUUAGUCUUCUGUUCGAGUCUCCAUUCAUGGCUUUAGAAAAAGUUAUGUUCUCAUCUGUUCAUUCUAAUGUGAAAACAAAGAAUGCUGAAGAAGAAAGCAGCCCUAAAUCAACAUUUCAAGCUAAACACGCUUGGAUCGACCCCGUUCUCCAGACUGAUCGAAAUGUCAGUGUUAUCAAUGUCAAACAAUUUGUUCCAAAUUGUUAAAUUAUGGAUACGUUGUUAUACUCCAUAAGAGCUUAUGUAAUUACGUUUGAUAUUUUGACAAAGAUUAAAUCACUUGUAAUAAAUCCAUCACAUUCCUUUUUAAAUAUUUAUGUGUAUGUGAUAAUAAUGACCAGUUAAAAACUUGCAAUAUGUUCUAUUUGCCUUUCGAAAGUUUCAAUUAUUGUGAAUAAGAAAUUUAGUUACUAAAAGUUUUACAACUGAGGUAGGUUGGUUCUGAUUUGAACUAAGAGAUUAACUUCUUCAGAUCUGAUAUAUUCUAAAAAGGAAUAAAAAAUAUUUCGUUAUUCCCAUUC
Parasteatoda tepidariorum (common house spider) is the source of this 2755-nucleotide messenger RNA. Its product is annotated as nose resistant to fluoxetine protein 6-like. Gene Ontology annotation, molecular function: acyltransferase activity, transferring groups other than amino-acyl groups. Lineage: Eukaryota; Metazoa; Arthropoda; Arachnida; Araneae; Theridiidae. The record is from RefSeq and is a predicted model, not a curated record.